AUGGUAGAAAACUGCGACGUUUACUUUUAUCGUGAUGUGAUCCCUGACUGGUCGCAGAACAGACAGUCGAUCAGUGAGCUAUUCGUCGGGUUUCUCAACUAUUACGCUCAGUUCGACUUCGGGACGCAGGUUGUUCAAAUUCGUCGCAAGAAACCUUUGUUGAAAAUGGAAAAGGAUUGGAAUCGUCCGUUGUGCAUAGAAGAUCCAUUCGAUCUACACCAUAACUUGGGUUCAGGUGUCUCGAGGAAAAUGUUUGUAUUCAUCGUUCGCAACAUUCACAAGUCUCGUAAGCUGUUCAUGUUGUCGGAUGUUCGGUCAAAGUUCCUCGAAGGAAAGAAACACACAGUUGACCAGGGAAACACACAGUUGACCAGGAAAUGCCCCUCAUGUUCUGUGAUGCCUACG
Ostertagia ostertagi is the source of this 405-nucleotide messenger RNA. Lineage: Eukaryota; Metazoa; Nematoda; Chromadorea; Rhabditida; Trichostrongylidae. The record is from the annotation of a GenBank genome assembly.